Messenger RNA from Penicillium roqueforti, 903 nucleotides. RefSeq lists its product as uncharacterized. The transcript has a single exon. The record is from RefSeq and is a predicted model, not a curated record. NCBI's taxonomy places the organism in Eukaryota, Fungi, Ascomycota, Eurotiomycetes, Eurotiales, Aspergillaceae. The coding region runs from base 1 to 903 and encodes 300 amino acids.
AUGUAUGAGUAUCAAAGCGAGGGUAUUGUGUCGGAGGAAGGUGCCAAUCCGUUCCUCGAGCACCUUCCCUUUGAUACGCCCGUCUACAGUUACGAUCGACAGUGCGCUAUAGAGAGUCUCUUCCCUCCAUGUUCAGGUUCAGUCGAGGAUCGCUUCGUCGUUUUGAAAAAUUUCCCUCCAGACGCAUUCUCCCAGCACGAAGAAUUACCGCGGCUUUGCGAUUAUUCGCCAUUAUUUCGGAUCCUUAUCAUCAAAAUGCCGGGUGGACCACAUGAAGACGCGGCCCUCCAAUUUAACUACUUGAUUAUGACACUCGCCGAGAAUAUGAGCGUCCGCAGACUGGUCAGGCCGUGGGGAUCCACCAGAGUCGAUACCCCGGACCGGCGAAAACAGGCAGACAGCGGAUGGGGGCCAAGAGGGCCACCGAGACAAUUCCCAACCGUAGCCCUCGAAGUUGGCUUCACCGAGACCACAGCAAAAUUAGAGAACGAUAUCGCCUGGUGGAUCAACGGGUCAGAUGGUGAUGUGACAAUGGGAAUCACUGUCGAUAUCAAAGGUUCGGGCUCUAUUGAAAUCAAAACCUGGACCCCAGGUUCUGAGCCGCCAUCCCACCCGAACUACACCACAGCAAGCGGUCGCCAUGUGGUCGACCAAGGUACUUAUGAUCCGCCUCCACCUCGAGUCGCCGAGAGGGUCCUCCUUAAGAGGGGGCGUAAUGGCGCUCCUUCUACAACGGAAGGGAACGGUAUAACCAUACCAUUCCGUGAUUUGCUGUUGUCCGAACCAGGACAAGGCGAGAGCGAUUUCGUCCUGACCUCCCAAAUGUUACUUGAAGAGGUGGGAGAACCCGUUUGGGAUACAAUGGACCAGGUCGAGCGGACCAAGGCCUCGAAGAGAAGUUAG